ACUCGCUCGUCUAUCCGUUCCUCCACCUCUCGUUGCCCGGGCUCCUAUCCUACACCCCUCUCCCGCGCGCCCACCACCUGUUCGACCCGACGCCGCUCCCCUCCACACGCGCCCCACAUUCCAGUCGCUCCCCCGCCCGCCCGCCGCCAAUGGCAACGACCGCCGCGGCCAUGGCGCCUCCCUCCACCUCCGCCUCCGCCUCCUCGGUCCUCCUCCUCCGCCGCCUCCCUUCCCCGGCCUCCGCUGCCCCCCGCCGCUGCCGCCUCGGCCCGCCGCCGCGCCUCCGCACCGCCCGCCCGCGGGUCUCCCUCACCAGCGACGUCUCCUCCUCGUCCGACGUGGCCGAGGAGGAGGCCGAGCACGCGCCCAAGGUCGGCAGGCGCGUGCGCGUCACGGCGCCCCUCCGCGUCUACCACGUCGUCAAGGCGCCCGACCUGGACAUCCAGGGCAUGGAGGGCGUCAUCAAGCAGUACGUCGGCGUCUGGAAGGGCAAGCGCAUCACCGCCAACUUCCCCUUCAAGGUCGAGUUCCAGCUCACCGUCGACACCCAGCCCAAGCCGGUCAAGCUCUUCGUCCACCUACGCGAGGACGAGUUCGAGUACAUCGACGACGAAUGAGAUAGACCACUGUACCUACCUCCUCCUCUGUAACAACUGUACAUGGCCAAGUAAGCCGACCGCCUUCCCUUUAUACAAUAAUAAUGGCCGCAGUGUAGGCGUGUGUAUAUUGUUCCGGUGUGUGUGUGUGUGUGUGUUUCUGGUGAGAGCAAGGGAUGAAGACUGAAGAGGGUAGGAAUUAGGAACGCAUGAGCAGGAAGUUGAUUGCUUGCCUGCUGUCGUUCCCUUGUUCCUCUUCUAAUUCAACAUCUAUUUUUUUCUCAGAUGUGGGGAAUUGAUCGGAUAAUAAUGAUUGAUAGUUCUAUAAAAUAACAAUGAUAAUUUUUGCUCUU
Messenger RNA from Hordeum vulgare subsp. vulgare (domesticated barley), 949 nucleotides. RefSeq names its product ferredoxin-thioredoxin reductase, variable chain-like. Lineage: Eukaryota; Viridiplantae; Streptophyta; Magnoliopsida; Poales; Poaceae. Gene Ontology annotation, biological process: photosynthesis. The transcript has a single exon. The record is from RefSeq and is a predicted model, not a curated record. Bases 150 to 617 code for a protein of 155 amino acids.